Anguilla rostrata (American eel) is the source of this 2057-nucleotide messenger RNA. It is a transcript of the gene svip, whose product is annotated as small VCP interacting protein. The record is from RefSeq and is a predicted model, not a curated record. Gene Ontology annotation, biological process: negative regulation of retrograde protein transport, ER to cytosol; positive regulation of autophagy; negative regulation of VCP-NPL4-UFD1 AAA ATPase complex assembly. NCBI's taxonomy places the organism in Eukaryota, Metazoa, Chordata, Actinopteri, Anguilliformes, Anguillidae. Gene Ontology annotation, cellular component: endoplasmic reticulum membrane. The transcript is spliced from 4 exons. The coding region runs from base 556 to 798 and encodes 80 amino acids.
AGUCUCCAACAAUUGCCAGCUUCACGGAGCAAACGCUGACAGCCAGAUAGCUUGAAGAAGUGCAUUUUUCCCCCUAUUUUGAAUGCACAGAUGUCGCGAAAAUUUAAGAGGUUAGGCUAGUAACUGGAUACUAUUUAGCCGACAAUCUAGCAAAAAAUAUCAGCAAGCUACCCUACUGAUGUCACGUUAUUAGUUUUAUAUUUGGGUACCUAGCAACCUAGCUUAAACUGUUGUAGCUCACUAAAAGGAGCGUCACCUGUUAGCUCGCUACUUAGCUUGCUAAAGACAAGUAACGACAUAUGCUGUCAUUUUAGCAGCCUAAUAUUAGCUUGGUCGUUCUAUCUAGCUAGUUGGUAACGGUAGUCUGCAAGAUGUAUUCGUAGGCUGUAUCGAUAGCUAGAUAGCUGUUUGUACCCGUCUUGCACAGCCAGAUUGUUUUUAAAAGCAGUCCAAAAACAGUUUGGUUAGUAGCGACGUAACUAGGUAUCGAUAUAGCAGAAACAAAUCCACAGGACAUUUUCUAAACCCUGUUGCAGUAUUUUUAAAUAUCCAAGUAUGGGAAUGUGCUUUCCCUGCCUUGGUGGAGCUGCUGAUGACGUAGUUGUGACGCCGGAUCCUGACACAAAAAGAAGACAAUUAGCAGAGGCAGCUGAGAAGAGACAAAAGGAGACAACCCACCGAGGAAUCAAAAAACCAGAGGCAGUGGAGAGGAAGAAGAAAAAACAGGAGGAGAUGGAAAAGCAGGCCAUGAUGACCACACCCACAGGGGGUGGGGGACUGAGGUGGCAAGUGGGCUAAAGCUGAAGAGGGGUAACAAGGUCAACCAACUUGGACAGUGUUACCAGUUGACUUGAGAAGCUCUUUGAUUUGUUAUUGAAGUUACCAAGAGUCAUUUGUGUAGGAUCUAGGAACAGAUGUGCCAGGCUUCGCACUGCAGGAUUGACCCUGCCUAGCUUCCUGAUUCGCCAGAGCGCUUUGCAAGACACGCUCAAUGGAUGAUGCCAACUAUAGAAUGCUAAUGGGUCAUUGGAACAGCAUGAGCAUACACGCAGGACAUUCACACACUACAGAACUCAUCAGAAGGGCCUCAGUUUUCCACACAAUUUAAAGAAGUAUAACACAGUGAAGAUUUACCCAUAGCCAUGUACUGUAAUGUACCGUAUCAGAUUUUAAUUUGAAACCAUACCUUUAGCUUUUCUUUCAAAAUUGCAACUUUUUUACCUUUAUGCUUUUUCUGAUUUGUAUUUUUCUUAAUGGCUUUUUGAAACUUAAUAUUUAAGACUUCUGUGUUUUUGAUUUAAUGAGAGAAUAUAUAGCCAUGCUAAAAUUGCUAGGUCUACACAGAGCAAGCACAAUGAGUGUCAUAUUUUUUAUAGAUUGAUGUGAAUAUUCACCUUUUGUAUAAAACCAAACUGAUAUUCUGAAACAUGAUCUUUUCUAUGAUGAUCAUAAACACUGAAUGGACUAUUUUUAUAGAAUCCUCAGGUGUCACAGAUCAUUUAUUGUGUUAAUUAGAGGAAGGAAUCUGAAGCUUUGAGGAACUUUAUGAAAUAAGACUAUGUUUAUGUUUGAAAUAUUUUGUUUCUUUAUGGUGAGAUCACAACCUUGAUAUGACCUUGCCACCUGGUUUCAUUUGAUUUUAAAUCUUUGCUUGACAUGGUUGUUUGAGACUUUACUCCCCUCUCUUGAUGUUGACUUGCUGAUAAUUGUACACUAAUGAAGUAUGUAUACUGAGCUGUUGUGAAGUCCACUGUCACUGUUCUGAGACAAGAGUAAUAAAUUGGCUUAAAUUAAUAUUUAUGGCUGAAUUAAAAUAAAUCUGCUGUGUGUGGCAUGGAGUUUUGUGCACUGUAUGUGAUCAAGUUUUGUCUGUACAGAUCUGUGUUUCACUGCCUGAGCUGUGUUUACAUUAAUUGUUUCUCACCCCCUUACCUUGUUAUUCAAAUGCACAUGCAACUUAGAGGGUGAGGAGGGGGCUUAGUCUUUGUCUUUUGUCUGUGUCGGGCAAGUGUAUUGUUAGUAUAAUAGUGGCAUAUUAAUAAACUUUUGUUAAGGUG